Molecule: messenger RNA, 2350 nt
Organism: Microplitis demolitor
Lineage: Eukaryota; Metazoa; Arthropoda; Insecta; Hymenoptera; Braconidae
Gene: alpha-PheRS
Product: phenylalanine--tRNA ligase alpha subunit
Exons: 9
Coding region: 125-2185 (686 amino acids)
Biological process (GO): phenylalanyl-tRNA aminoacylation
Cellular component (GO): cytoplasm; cytosol; phenylalanine-tRNA ligase complex
Molecular function (GO): tRNA binding; phenylalanine-tRNA ligase activity; ATP binding
Source: RefSeq, a predicted model, not a curated record
ACUUUAUUUUUUUUUUUUCUCCAUUUUAGAAUAUUAAAACGUGGUCAAAAAUCUAUAGCACAUAAAAAUACUGAGGGUUUUACUUGAGCCGGUGCAUAGGAUGAUGUAAUAUCGAUCAAUCAACAUGACAAGCGAAUUAGCAGAAAAUAUUUUACUCCAAUUGGAGAAAAAUGGUGAAGUAAAUUCAUUGGAUUUAGUAAAUGUUUUUAAUGAAGACCAUCAAAAAAUUAUAGGAGCUAUUAAAAGUCUUCAAACUCUUGAUAAUGUAAUUGAAGUUGAGCAGAUAAGCCAUAAAAAAUGGGAACCCACUGCAGAAGGUGAACAUGUAAUUCAACAUGGUAGUCAUGAAGCAGCUGUAUAUCAUGCAGUACCUGAAAAUGGAAUAUUACAAACAGAAAUUAUGAAUUCUGUACCAUAUGCCAAAGUUGGAUUUUCAAAAGCUAUUGUGGCUGGUUGGAUAAAGCUUGAUAAAAGCAGUGGAAAACCUAUGGUUACCAGAAGUAUAUCUACUAUUGAAGAUACAACACAAAAUAAUCUUAAAAAUUUUGAUAAUCUCACCGACAAUAUUAAACUCGAAUAUAAAAAGAGAAAACUACUUCAAGAAAAUAUUAUUAAAAGUGUCACCGUUAGAAAGGGAUCAAACUUUGUGAUAAAAAUUGAAAAACAAGAAGCAGAUUUAACAAGUGAUUUAUUAGUAAAUGGAGCCUGGAAAGGAAAAAAAUUUAAACCAUAUAAUUUCGAUGCUAUGGGAUCUGCACUUGAUGUUGGUCAUUUGCAUCCUUUACUUAAAGUUCGAGCAGAGUUUAGAAAGAUAUUUUUAGAAAUGGGUUUUAUGGAAAUGCCAACGAAUAAUUUUGUUGAAAGUUCAUUCUGGAAUUUUGAUGCAUUAUUCCAACCGCAACAACAUCCAGCUCGUGAUGCUCACGAUACAUUUUUUAUUUCUGAACCAAAGUAUACAAAAAAUUUUCCGCAAGCUUACUUGGAGAAAGUCAAGCAAGUACACAGCAAAGGAGGAUAUGGUUCUGAAGGGUAUCGUUACGAUUGGAAAAUAGAAGAAGCACAAAAAAAUCUUUUACGUACACACACGACUGCUGUGAGUGCUCGAAUGCUGUAUAAAUUAAUGCAAGAGGGUGAAUUUAAACCAGUCCGAUAUUUCAGUAUUGAUAGAGUAUUUCGUAAUGAAACAUUAGAUGCAACUCACCUUGCUGAAUUUCAUCAAGUAGAAGGUGUCGUAGCUGAUUAUAAUUUAACAUUGGGUGAUUUAAUUGGUACUCUAUAUGAAUUUUUUAAAAAACUUGGAAUUGAUAAACUCGAAUUUAAACCUGCAUACAAUCCUUACACUGAACCAAGUAUGGAAAUUUUUUGCUUUCACGAAGGAUUAGGAAAAUGGAUUGAAAUAGGUAACAGCGGUAUAUUUAGACCUGAAAUGCUUUUGCCGAUGGGAUUACCAGAGAAAGUUAAUGUUAUUGCGUGGGGUUUAUCAUUAGAACGACCAACAAUGAUUAAAUAUAAACUUAACAAUAUAAGAGACUUAGUAGGACCAAAAGUGGAUUUGCGAAUGGUGUACAACAAUCCCAUUUGUCGUUUAGAAAAGGUAAGCAACAAAAACUCUUUUAAAGUAAAUGGAUCACAUGAUGACAAUUCUAUUGUAAUAAAUUCAACAAAAAAUAAUCAAUAUCUUCAAGGCCAGAGUUAUGUCAUAUUUUGUGAUCCAAAGUAUCCAAUUUAUUGGUUUGAAUCACUUUUAAGUCUAGCGGAAAAUUGUAUUACACCAUCGGUAUCAACUCACCUUCACUCUUCAGUCUUAAAUCCAUCUGAAGAUCUUAAAAAUUUUUGUAAUAAAUUUCGUACAAAUGAAAAAACAGAUAUAUCAAUUAUUUUUAUAUGGAAAUCGAUAGGAAUCGAUCCGUUGUUAAAAGCAUCAGGAAUGCGUGAAAUUUUUGGCGAAAUUAAUAUCGCUCGUUUCUUUAAUCGUCUAAUUGAAUCUGUUAAUAACUCAUUACUUAAAUAUGAAAGUAAUGGUACUAAAUAUGCUAAUAAAAUAGAUAUGGUUCUCGAAAAAAUGCAUUUAUCAAUGCAUAAAGAGAAUAAUUAUAAAUUAAAUGAUUUACGCAGUAAAUCAAAAACCCGUUACGUUCUGGGAGAUUUAUCAAUUAUUGAUGUAAUGCUGGAAGCUCAACGAUAAUCUUAUAGAUUGAUAAUUUUUUAAAAUAUAAAUUAAUAAAAAAAAAAGCUUCCAGUGUUCUUUCAUAUUUUAUAAAUAAUAAAAAUAAUGAUAAAGUUAUAAUUUUCAGUACUGGAAACAAAAACCGUUGGCCUUACAUUUAAAUAAAGCACAUAAAUAACACUA